GAAAUUACAUAUUUGUCACUUGCAUGUCAUAUUUUCCAUUUGAUGUGGUUUUGAGUGUCACUGAAAGAGGCAGCACACGUCAAAUCUCAUAAAGGAAGCAGAGGCUGCUGCGUAUAAAAAGACAGGCUGAGACACUCAGUGGAGCUGCAGUGUUUACACGAGGGACGACACUAUCAGCUGGAAACCUCAGAGAAAUCAGAGUGACAGAAAAGAAUCAACAAAGUAACUGAAGUCAGUAUUUCAUCAACAAUGUGUGACUUUGACCUGUCCCAAGCUCUGCCCUGCUCCAUUGAAUCAGAUGAGGAAAUAAUUGAACCGUGCUGCUUCGACACAAAGGAGCUUCAGGAUGAGAUCAUUAGACUGGAUGAGGGACUGGAACUGGAGGUUUUUCGCAAAAAGAGGACCCUGCAGGGUGUUGCUAACCUGGUGCUGGCCGUCAACAGAAUGAAAAAGCCCCCAUCUAGCUGCGGCCAUGAGCUCAGUGAAGAUGAGCUCUGCAGCUUAAUCAUGGACAGCGUGAUGGAAGAAACUGUUGUGAAGACUGACAGGAACUCGAGUACUCGAGGAGAGACAAGAGUGACUUUCGAGCGUGUCAACAGUGGGACGCAGUUCUCAUUGUGCGACAGUGUCCAGAAAGACAUCGUGCAGCAGUCAGGAGACCUGAAACUGCAGGCCAUCACACUCAAAGGAGGACAGUACGAGCAUAAAGUGAAUUUUAAGAUGGCGAGGUACGUCACUCGCUGUGUCUCUGCUGCUGACAGUCAGAUGGUUCUCCUCUCCAUCACCAACAACAUGCACGUGUCCUGCACCAUGAAAGAUGAUAAACCCGAGCUGACUCUGGAGAAAUGCUGUAACGACGAGCUAAAGAAGAUCAGCAACGACCAAAACAUGGACCGUUUCCUUUUCUUCAAGAGGGCCUCGGCCCUCACCCUGUACACCUUUGAGUCUGUUAAAUACCGCGGCUGGUUCAUCAGCACCUCGUCUGACGAUGAACGCCAACCUGUGGAAAUGUGUAAGGUGGACGCUGCCUGCCGUCUCACCAGCUUCAAGAUUAAAUAAAAAAGAAUGGCUGAAUUUUUCUAUUUCUCUGCUUUACCACUAGAUAGAGCAAUUGCUACAACAAUUCAUGAGCAUUUUAAUGCUGUAGAAAAGCUAAUAAUACAUACAGUCACUGGAAGUCAUUUAACUUUAUAUUAAUUUUGUUUAUGUGAACAUGCUAAAUAAAAGAAUAUAUCUGUCUUCUUCGAUGGAGACGUUUGUAAAAGGAUAUCCCUCUAAAGUUGCAUCUGUUGUUUGUUCCUAAUGUUUACUGAUUUCACUUUAUUUCUCUGUCCUGUUAUCCCAGUGUUGUUUUACAAGUAAAAUAUUGUGUGUAAUGGGCUGAAAAAAAUAACACAUUAAUACUGUC
Messenger RNA from Amphiprion ocellaris (clown anemonefish), 1408 nucleotides. Its product is annotated as interleukin-1 beta-like. Lineage: Eukaryota; Metazoa; Chordata; Actinopteri; Pomacentridae. The record is from RefSeq and is a predicted model, not a curated record. Gene Ontology annotation, molecular function: cytokine activity. The transcript has 6 exons. Gene Ontology annotation, biological process: cytokine-mediated signaling pathway; macrophage chemotaxis; regulation of non-canonical NF-kappaB signal transduction. Bases 250 to 1059 code for a protein of 269 amino acids.